AUUAUUAUCUUCCAGUUUCGGUCAAAUGUGUUCAGCGGAACGCCGAGCGAAGGUUUCCCGUGAGGAUUUGGCGAGAGCCACUUUAGUUACUAUUACUAAUAAUAUCGGCUCUAUAGCAAGACUUUGUGCCUCUAAUGAAAAUAUUGAACGGGUGGUGUUUUGUGGUAAUUUCCUGCGAGUUAAUCCUCUAUCUAUGAAGUUAUUGUCAUAUGCUAUGAGUUACUGGUCAAGGGGUGCUUUAAAAGCAUUAUUCCUAGAACACGAAGGUUAUUUCGGCGCUGUUGGUUGCUUACUUCACUUAGAUAUCAACCACCGUAAGGAGAAUAAUCGGCAUUCUGUUGAGACGAGUCAAGCGGACAGGUGAACUUGAAACUUCACUAUAAAAUACACUAUAUAUUGGCACAAUAUUAUAUUAUGUUGAACUAUGGGACUAUAUUGUGUUGAACUAUAGGAGAAUAUCAUGUUGAAUUAUGGGACAAUAUUUUUUUGAACAAUGAGGCAAUGUUAUGUUGAACUAUGACACAAUAUUAUGUUGAACUAUGGCACAAUAGUGUGUUGAACUAUAAGAUGUUGAACUAUGUAACAAUAUUAUGUUGAUCUAUUGUACAAUAUUAUGUUGAACUAUUGUACAAUAUUAUGUUGAACUAUUGUACAAUAUUAUGUUGAACUAUUGUACAAUAUUAUGUUGAAAUAUAGGACAAUAUUAUGAUGGUCUACUGGACAAUAUUAUGUUGAACUAUUGUACAAUAUUAUGUUGAAAUAUAGGACAAUAUUAUGUUGGUCUACGGGACAAUAUUAUGUUGAACUAUUGUACAAUAUUAUG
Molecule: messenger RNA, 823 nt
Organism: Papilio polytes (common Mormon)
Lineage: Eukaryota; Metazoa; Arthropoda; Insecta; Lepidoptera; Papilionidae
Product: pantothenate kinase 3-like
Exons: 3
Coding region: 26-364 (112 amino acids)
Biological process (GO): coenzyme A biosynthetic process
Cellular component (GO): nucleus; cytosol
Molecular function (GO): pantothenate kinase activity; ATP binding
Source: RefSeq, a predicted model, not a curated record